Suillus plorans is the source of this 1779-nucleotide messenger RNA. RefSeq lists its product as uncharacterized. Lineage: Eukaryota; Fungi; Basidiomycota; Agaricomycetes; Boletales; Suillaceae. Bases 1 to 1779 code for a protein of 592 amino acids. The transcript has 7 exons. The record is from RefSeq and is a predicted model, not a curated record.
AUGAUAUCAGAUUGGGCAGUGCUCAAGGAUGCUUUGCCAGAGAAACUGGCAUCAGUGGCUCAGGUUUCUAUUUCAAACAUGCUUGCACUAAACACAAAGCCUGUCAUCAUGCAGCCCCUCUUAACCCUGAAUUCAGCAAGCGGCACCAUAUUUGCAAAUUGCAGCAAGGCAAAAUUGGAUCAAUUGCUAUGGGAGGAAGCCCUUCUCGAUGCACAAAAGGUCAUUGAACUCGAGCCUUCGUCUCAUUACUCACAUGCCAAUACAAACAAGUCAGUCAGUCCUUCUGAAGCAGAAGGUGCCAUUCGAAAGGUCAUAAAUGCUCAACUUGACCCUGCACCACUUCGCCUGCUUGACAUCACUACCGGGAUCUUAUGUGAUCGAGAAGCGCAGAUAAACGCCUUCAAAAUGACUACAGAGUACAAACAGCUUCGAUUAUCAAUUAUGAAGCAUGCAGAUCUCCCAAUGGGGCGCAUCACAGACACGGUGGCAACAUACUUCCGUUAUGUCAUCGAUGGGUCUCAUGAAGUUGCAGUCAUUUUGCAAAGUUGUCCUUCAAACAGGAUUUCAAAAAAUCUUGUUGAGCUCCAAAAAUCACUCAACUCUGUGUUUGCCUGGUAUCACAAUUCUGCGCUCAUGGUCGUCUACCUCUCAGAUAUUCCGCCUUCAUCCAAGUCUGGCGCACUGACUAAGAGCGCCUGGAACACCCAAGGAUGGACUGUUCUGGAAUUCCUCGCUCCUGAAGUCAUUCGCUUCUACCAACAGGAUUGGACUCCAUACCUCGAUAAUGUCUCUUUCAACCACAAGGAGUCUGUAGAGAUCAUGCACAAAUUGGAGGAUGCGACAGGCAUAGAUGCAUGCGCUCUUGCUGCCUUUCAACCAGGCAUGAAAGAUGCCCAAAAGAAGUUACAAUGGGUGUCUACGCGUGUCACCAGUGUGCCGGAAGACAUUGCAUACUCAUUAUUUGGUAUUUUUGCCAUCCAAUUGCUCAUCCUUUACGGCAAAAAUGUCCAAAAUGCGCUCGGGCGACUCCUGCAAGAUAUUGUGGCUCAUUCAUGGGACAUCACUGUCCUCGACUGGGUCGGACAACCAUCCGAGUUCAAUAGUUGUCUUCCAGCUGACAUCACCGCAUACGCAGCUCCGCCGUGCAUGCUACCAUAUUUAUCUGAAGAUGAGAUCCAGACAGCAGUUUCUUCACUACGACACACUAUAGCCAUGGAUAAAGCUUUGAAACUUUACAACCAGCUUAACAACAUGAGCUAUCCUGGCUUUGCGAAUUGCAGGCUGCAUCUGCCUUGCAUCAUAUUUCCUGUCACUGAAAUCAGGCGGACACCUGGUGCAGCCGAAGGGACAUUGUUCUCAUACAGAGUCAAAGCAGACAGGCUUGAUGAUCUGCUGAUCACCACCGAAGAGAGGCUUGCCCAGUUUUUGUGGCUCAGACCAACUCGACAGACAUUCUUACUUGUCUGCCCUUGGGAUUGUCACCUCCUCGAGCUGCCCGACUUCACAGACUCGGACGACACACAAAGCUUGGGAGGUUGGUCUGAGCCUGAGUCUCUUGACGGCUCGCCUGGAGAAGAGGAAUUGACUGAUUCGGAAUCUUACUCACAAGCAUUGCGAUUGAUCGCUCACCUUGGACAGCUGUUUGGUGCUUUUUUGCUGGCCCAGCAGCGCAGUGGAGGAUAUAAAAGGAUCAUAUUGGAUUGUGAUAUCAUUGCUCAAGUCAAAGAUGUGACCUCUGUACACAGCAUGACGGACAUCAGGACUCUAAAAAUCUUAUAG